Molecule: messenger RNA, 2537 nt
Organism: Danio rerio (zebrafish)
Lineage: Eukaryota; Metazoa; Chordata; Actinopteri; Cypriniformes; Danionidae
Product: zgc:173856
Source: RefSeq, marked validated
AUUGUUUGGAGAAGCUUCUCUUUUUAUUUUGUAGCUAUUGUGCUGAGGAUAUUGGAUGGUUUUGACUUGGUUUGCAAUGCGUGCUACAACAAUGUGGAUUUUAAGGUAUUCUUUAGCAGUACUUUUAGCCCUUGGUGCAUGUGUUCACGAUAUUGCAAAUGUUUAUGCAUACAGCCCUGGCAGUGGAGGCCAUGUUGGAUCUAGUAAUCCUAGUCUGUCCAUGCAGAAGGUGAAACAAAGUCUCUAUGACUUUUAUGGUGGAACUGCUGUAGUUGGGCCAGUCAGCAAAGAUGAAGUUAAAUUAAGCUUUGAGACUGGAAACUACAGAGCUCAGGCUGGCACUUCAGGCACUACCAUGACAAAUGAGAAACCAGGCUCUGAAUCUCCUACAACAAGCCAACAAGGAUUUCAUGUUGAUUCUGUUGGAAGUGGUAGUCUUGUUUAUGGUUCUGUGGUAAAUGCAGCGAGUAUGGGCAUGUCUGAAUAUGAUUCAAGUCAGUCAACUUCUGUCCAAGGCUCUGAAGUCAUCAGUUCUUCUGUCCUGAGCCCAUUGCAGCAAAGCAGUUAUUCUGUUUCUAAGCCAGUGCAGGUAGUUUCCUCAAUUCCACUUCAAAUUAGCAGUGUGUCUGCAGUGAAGCCCAGCAGCCAACAGUUGGUGCAGACCAUUUCCCAGUCCAGCAGUGAGCAACCAACAAGUUCUGGAACCGUGGCCCAGUCUAACCCUCUGCAGUUAUUCCUGUCUAGUGGCCAACCAGUUUCUCAGACUAGCAUCCAGUCUGCCGUGACUUCUGGUAGAUGGCCCCUUAAGCCUCUGAAAGGUAAACACCACCAUCAAACUGGUUCCAGGCCAGGUCACAAGGCACCAAUCAGCUCAAAACCUUCCAAGGCCUCACAACCCAGCUCAUCAAUACUACAGUAUGGUAGUGUGCCAAGUAGCCUAGCUAUGGCUAGCUAUGAACUUGUUAGCCAGUCAGGCAGCCAGCAAUCAGCCCAGCCCAGUGGCCAAACUGUGAAUAGACCAAGCAUCAUACAGACUCCCAGUGUCUUUGACAUCUCUGUGGUCCAGCCCAGUGGCCAGCUAAUUCAACAGGCUGCUGAUACCCCUGUGGCCCAGGUCUCCAGCCAGCAGCUUUUGCAGGGAGGCCAAUUAAUUUCCCAGUCAAGUAAUGUACAACCAGUAGAUGGACGUUAUGUUUUUGUGGCUCAACCAGGUGGACCAACUCCUCUCAAGCAUCACAAAGGUAAACCCCACUUUGGAUCCAAGCCUUCCAGAAAUGGUCAUGUCCAGACAUUAAGAUUGACUUCUGUAGAUGAGUCCAGUAGCGAAAAGCCAGUACAAACCAGCUUUCAGUCUGGGCCCGAAUUUGUUCAACAACCAGCACACAUGGUCUACCAGUCUGCUAGCAAGCCUGCUGUGCCUCAACUAGUAGAAGCCGUCUACAAGGCAGAGGCCCAGUCUGCUUCCCAACAACCAGCACAAGCUAGCUACCAGUUGGUGGCACAGCUAGGUGUCCAACAGCCAGCACAGGUCAGCUCAUCUGUAGGCCAUCCAAGCCAUCUGCAAGCAGGACAGUCCAGUUAUGAGUAUGUUGUCAACCAGAAUGGGCAAACCUUUUUCAAGCCAGUGCAGUCUCAUGAGAUUCAUCAGAUUGGCUCCAAACUGUAUUCAUGCCAUGAGUUACCACAGCACAGUUACAAGCGGAGACAUCACUCUCCAUCUUCACACAGUCUUCCAAACCUUGCUCUGGAUAUCAAGCCUGUUCUGCCUAGUGACCUGAUUCCUGUGGAUCUUGAUGUUCACAGCCCCCUCACAUCUUUCAGACCAGCUCCUGUUUCUGGACAUCCUAGCUUGCAAUCUGUAGUGCUUCAAAGUGAGCAGCCAGGUGUGCUAGAGGUCCAACCCAGUGGUUUGUCUGAUGCCAAGCCUGGGCCAGUGAAUGAUGCUUUAGCAUCUCAGCCCACUGGUCAUCCUUCAGGGCCAUUGCAGCAGCCUAACUACCAGCCUCCAGCCAAGCUAUGGCAAGAUCUGUAUUUGCCUGUAGUAAAGCCCAACAAACUGGAGUAUUCCAGCUUUGAGGCACAAGUUCUUCCUGGCCAGGUGUCUUCCGUUCCUGUAAAGUUUGUUUCCCAGCCUCAAAUGCUCCCUGCUAGUCUGUCUAUCACUCAGUCCAGCUCUUCGCCGGCUGUGCCAGUGCAGACCAGCUAUCAACCUCAGGUAGUGUCAAGUUAUGAGACAGUCUUCCAGCCUGUUUUGAAGACCUCUUCUGUGGUUGUGCCAUCAAGUUCUCAAACCUGGAGCACCCCAAUAGUUACAAACUACAAGCCUGUGUUGCAGUCAGUGAAACCUGAACUUCCAAUUCCAGUACAGGUGAAUUAUCAGACUGUCACAGAUCAAAAUGCUCCUGGACCUGCUGGAAGCAAUACGCAUUCAUCACGGAAGUUGCUUAAGCUGUUGCAACAAGUCAAGUCCUAGGUGUUUGUUUGCGGUUUCCUCCUUUAUGCUUGCUUUCUGAUGUUAAUAAAUUAUUGUUAAUGUA